Messenger RNA from Mytilus trossulus (common blue mussel), 1653 nucleotides. RefSeq names its product inactive pancreatic lipase-related protein 1-like. Lineage: Eukaryota; Metazoa; Mollusca; Bivalvia; Mytilida; Mytilidae. The transcript is spliced from 9 exons. Gene Ontology annotation, biological process: lipid catabolic process. The record is from RefSeq and is a predicted model, not a curated record. Gene Ontology annotation, molecular function: lipase activity; carboxylic ester hydrolase activity; protein binding. Bases 71 to 1624 code for a protein of 517 amino acids.
AGACAUAGGCCUACAGGUGUUAGUGUUCGUUUUCUGUAAAUAAUGCGCCUUUUCUCUGGAAUGUGAUAAGAUGCUCACCAUGAUGUGCUCCAAGUAUUGUAAAGACUCCUUUUCCCCUUUAGGAUUUCUUUUUUCUGUGUUAGAAGUGCUUUGUCUAACUACAGUACUAGAAGCUAGUUCAAACAACGUCAAAACAACACCAAGUUAUGAACAAAGUACAGAAAUUGUCACAACACCAAAGAUUAAUGAAAACAAAACGAAAUGUUAUCCUUUUGUUGGCUGUUUUGACAACUUCCCGCCAUUCGAUAAUGCCCAGCUAGAUCUUCCUAAGUCGCCACAGGAAGUUGGCACUCAAAUGCAGAUAUUUACCAAUAGCAACCCAAACCAUGGUUACUUCUUAAAUUUUACAGACUUGGGUACUAUAACCAAAUCUCCAUUUAAAGCCGGACUUAAAAUUAAGUUUAUCAUUCAUGGAUUUAGUAAUACCAUUAAGACACCAUGGAUAUAUGAAAUGAAAGACGAACUUUUGAAACUGGAAAAUAUGAACGUUGUCGUUGUAACCUGGGGUCCUGGUGCUGCUUUCCCAAACUAUGAUCAAGCUGUAGCUAAUACCAGAAUGGUGGGAACACAGAUUCGAUUGAUUAUAGACAUGAUGGUCGAUCAUGCCCGUGCUAAAUUUUCAGACAUACAUCUUAUUGGACACAGUCUUGGAGCUCAUACAGCUGGUUUUACAGGAUGGCUUCUUCACGGACGACUCGCGCGUAUUUCCGGUAUGGACGCGGCUGAACCAGACUUUGAGCAUCAUCCAAUACAGAUUAGACUUGACGAGACAGAUGCUCAGUUUGUAGAUGUCAUUCACACGAACGGAGCUCCUUUUAGUGCCGGUGGUGCAGGUCUUAUGCAGGUUUCAGGACAUGUAGAUUUUUAUGUAAACGGAGGGGAAUUACAGCCGGGUUGUCCAAACCAGUUUUCUGGAGCAUUUAGUGCUUUGUUUGGUGGUGGAUUCAAAGGUGCUGCUGAGGCUGUUUCGUGUAGCCAUUCCCGAUCUCAUCAAGUGUAUACAGAAUCAAUCAACACACCGUGUCCAUUUACAGCAUAUCCUUGUAAUACUUCGAAAUCUUUUGAUGCUGGAAAUUGUCUUACUUGUGGUUCUACUGGCUGUUCACAACUUGGUUACUAUGCAGAUAUGUAUCGAGCACGUGGAAAACUCUUCCUCAACACGAAAGAGAAGACUCCAUACUGUGGUUUCCAUUACAUGAUUAAGUUAGAAUCUGGUUCACAAACUACUUAUGGAACAGUCAACAUCCAAAUAAAGGGAAACUUUGGAACGACAGGAUGGCUGGAAUAUAUCAAGGAUGAUGAAAUUACUAAAUACCAAACCUACGGCAAAUUGGUUAUGUCAUCGGUGGAGGUUGGAGAAAUUGAAAAUGUUGAAAUUAAGUAUAUAAAAAGGGGGAAGAGUUUUUUGCACAUGUGGGGAGGAGAAAGUCGGUAUAAUGCUAUAUCAUUGGAAGUCGAGUCGGGAGAAAUAGGUGGAAAUUACUUUUUCUGUUUGAAUGGUUUGGAUAUACCCCACGGAACACCUGUUACAGCCAAAAAAUCGACAACUAGAACAUGUGUCUAACUGUAUCCACAAUAAAGAUAUAGAACAUA